AUGACUACUAAUACUAGUAGUUGUAGUGGUAGUAAUAAUAAUGAUGAUAUCACUACGACUACGACUCUCGCAACCGCCAAUACAACAGCGAAUGAUAAUGUCACUAUGUUGAAUAGUCUUCAAGAUGAGACAUUCAUUGUAAAUCCUCACUUCCAUAUUGAUAUCUCCUCGUCAUCAUCAUCGUCAUUGUCAACCACUAGUACUACUACUAAUACACAUUUGCCGUCUUCAGGAUUAUCUGAUCACUUGAAUACAGAAACGUUUGUGACUGUUCAAGCUCCUUUCUCUCGUCCAGUAAAACCGGCAAUUUUUAACGAUGAUUUAGUUAACACUGUUACUACUACUGAUAAAUUGAAGAGUAGUAGUAAUAUGGCAACAAGUCGUCGAUCGAUACAAUCAGAGACUAGUAAUUCUUGA
Molecule: messenger RNA, 417 nt
Organism: Heterobilharzia americana
Lineage: Eukaryota; Metazoa; Platyhelminthes; Trematoda; Strigeidida; Schistosomatidae
Source: the annotation of a GenBank genome assembly